Molecule: messenger RNA, 759 nt
Organism: Cadophora gregata
Lineage: Eukaryota; Fungi; Ascomycota; Leotiomycetes; Helotiales; Ploettnerulaceae
Exons: 2
Coding region: 1-759 (252 amino acids)
Source: RefSeq, a predicted model, not a curated record
AUGCCAGAUUUUUCGGAGGCAUUUGUGGCAUCCAUUGCGUUCGCUCUCAACUCGGCCCAGAUUCCUUGCCUUCUCUGGGGCCACUAUCUGCUCAAUGUUCAUGGUGUGCCCUCCGCAAUCGCUUCUAUUGACUUCGUCAUUCCGGAUAAAUCUAUGUUGCCUGCGAUUCAGGUCCUCUCUCACAUAGAUAGUCUUUUGGCCUGUAAAGAUGUCAAGCUCUGUUCCACAAGCUCGUCUUCGAGGCCAACACCGCCACCAACCUUUCAUGCACAUAUAAAGAGCCUAGAAGUCACUGUAUGUCUCUAUUUGCAAUCCGAGACUCUUUGGUUUCUACCACCUUUGGACACUUCUCUCGCAUCCCCAACGGGAAAAGAACUUCCAUCACCUUUUGCCCUUGCAUCCGAUCAGACUAUCCUGCCACCCUGGCGGCCGGGGCGAGGCUCGGGAUCUUUCAAGCCAGGCUACCAUCCCGUCAUUGUCCCCAAAUCUCAUAUUUUGUUGGAGGCAUUUAUGCUUCUGUACGCCAGGGACUGGGAGAAGCGCAUUGGGGACUUUGCAAUGGCCAUGAUUGCGUACAUUGAGCUAUACGUUGAUGAAGACGGACUUCUAGAAAAGGAACGACUUCCGGAGCCCCUUUUGACGUUCUAUAAGGAGCUUGGGAGGGGGGAAAAGCCAGUCCUGCAAUGGUCAGAGGAAUUGACGGGGGCUGUUAGUGCCUUGGGAAAUUUCACAUUUAUGUCGCAACCUUCAAAUCUUUGA